This is a messenger RNA of Lactuca saligna, 1422 nucleotides long. The record is from the annotation of a GenBank genome assembly. Lineage: Eukaryota; Viridiplantae; Streptophyta; Magnoliopsida; Asterales; Asteraceae.
CACAUAAAUCAAAUCAUCACACUAUCUGUCGUACGGAAUAAUGUCGGUUCCCUUUCUUGUUUGUUUGCAGGUCUUUCUUUACGAGGACUUCACAUGUUUACUCCACAAACCUUCUUAGACGCUUUCUCUCAAAUUGAGGAUGAAUUCGUCCAGCUUGUGCGGACGACUAAUGAAGGUGACCACUCAAUGUUUGAAGUGGGCACGAGUUGUUUGGUUUGUAUGCUGUGGGGCGAUGAUUUGUUCGUCUGUAACCUGGGGGAUUCUCGAGCGGUAAUAGGCCGCAAGGUUAAGCUUGGCAGAUUCAAGAGGAAAGCAAUAACCAUUCCACUCACUAACGAAGACAACGUGAAUAUUGAAAACGUAAGACAAGAAAUCCAACAUCAGAAUCCAAAUGAAGAAGACAUUGUAAUACCAGAUGGAAAUGGAGUAUGGAGAAUCAGGGGCUUGAGUGAGGUGUCCGGUUCCAUAGGAGAUCUGUAUCUAAAAUUUCCAGAAUUUGCAACUGAUCGCCUUGAGGGGCGUCCUAUCAACAAAGCCCUUUUGAAAUCAAUACCCACCGUAAAGAGACUACAUAUAGAAGAGGACGACAUGUUUGUGAUAAUGGGCUCGCGUGGAUUCUGGGACCACAUAAGCAGCGACAAGGCUGUAGAGAUUGUUCACAACAACUCCCACUCUGGAAUAGCAAAAAUACUAAUUGGAGAAGCAUUAAACGUAGCGGCAAACAAACUAGCAGAAAAGAUAACAUCAACAGCAAUGGUGGGUGAAAAUGAGGGAUCACUUCCGAUGUAUGACGACAUCUCAGUUGUGGUCAUUUUUAUUGACCAACGUUUGUUUCAUCGUCGAGGCAAUACUAAGGAAUUCGUGUCUCUAAAGGCGUAUGAAGAAAUUCAGGAAUCAGAGUACAACAAAACCUACAGAGUAGAAUGGAAGGCGCCUAAUCCAGGCAUUAUAGUAGCAACUAGUCCUCCAAGCACCGGAGUAGCAACUAGUUUUAGGGGUGCAGCAAGUGGUUCAGGCGGUGGAGUUUUCCCAAACAAAACCAAGGCAGAAAUUCCAAUUUGCUGCGUGGCUUCAACUCAUGAAGGACGUCAUCCCGGAGUUGAGUCAGUUUGUAGCCAUGUCCUUUUUGAUUGGAUCACUCAACGUUCUCUGACACCCCCUUCGCCUUCUCCCGACACGACGCUAUUUGCCGCCGUUUCCUUCCCGGCUAACAAAGUUUUGCUUGGUUACCGUGUAAGCGUCACAAUAGCCAGAGGAAUGGACAUCUGUAGUAUAUAUAAUAACAGAAGGUUCAAUGAAGUGGCGAACAUGCAUGUUCAACACGUGUUGGAUAAGCGGGCACGUGGCAAUGCACGUGUAAUGUUAUGUAAAGUAGAAAUAAGUGGAAUCAAAUUCACUAUCCCACGGUCGGCUGGUCCGUAA